Molecule: messenger RNA, 714 nt
Organism: Cordyceps fumosorosea ARSEF 2679
Lineage: Eukaryota; Fungi; Ascomycota; Sordariomycetes; Hypocreales; Cordycipitaceae
Product: 60S acidic ribosomal protein P0
Exons: 3
Coding region: 1-714 (237 amino acids)
Biological process (GO): ribosomal large subunit biogenesis; ribosomal large subunit assembly; rRNA processing
Cellular component (GO): nucleolus; preribosome, large subunit precursor
Molecular function (GO): RNA binding
Source: RefSeq, a predicted model, not a curated record
AUGCCCAAGUCGAAACGCUCCAAAACCUUCAACCUGACGCAGGUCAGCAAGAAGGGCCGCGGCCAAAAGGACCUGCUCUUCCAGAACAUCCGCGCCGCCGUCCCCGAGUACCAACACUGCAUCGUGUUUAACGUCGACAACAUGCGCAACAACAACCUCAAGGCCACCAAGCUCAUGGCCAAGGCCCUCGGCCAGACGCCCGAGACGGCCGUCGCGCCGGGCAUCGACCCCCUCGCGCGGCUCCUCGCCGGUAGCGUCGGCCUCGUCUUCACCAACCGCGACGCCGCCUCCGUGCUCGCCUACCUCGGCGACGUCGCGCCCGUCGACUUUGCGCGCGCCGGCGCCAUCGCCCCGCGCGCCUUCUCCAUCCCCCCGGGCGUCGUCUACGCCACCGCCGGUGAGGUCCCCGCGGAGGACGACGUGCUCGUGCCGCACACCCUCGAGCCGGAGCUGCGCCGCCUCGGCGUGCCCGUGCGCAUGGUCAAGGGCCGCGUCGUGCUCGGCAGCGACGAGGAGGGCGAGCAGGCCGGCGAGCCGUAUGUGGUUUGCAAGAAGGGGGAUGUCCUGGACUCGAGGCAGACGAGGCUGCUCAAAAUGUUCGACGUCUGCCUGAGCAAGUUCCAGAUCAAGGUCCUGGGGUACUGGAGUGCGGCCACUGGCGAAGUCACCGAGGUGGAGGAGCCUGCUGAGGAAUCUGCCAUGGAAGAGGACUAA